UUGACACCAACCCUGCCAACAAAGCUGAUUUUUAACGUCUGUCCAUCUCUUAGCAUCCGCUGUAAAAAUGGAAUGAAUCACCUGAGAGACAGGGUCCCCCACAUGGCAGAUGGACUCUGCCAGUAUGCACACCAAUAUAACAACAAGGUGCUCAUCUGUAAGCGGUGCUAUGAAGGAGGUAGAGAGGUAAUUGUAGUACCCAAAACAUCAGCCUCCUCAGACAACCAAUGGCUUGGACUGGCCAAAUAUGCCUGGUCAGGGUACGUGUUGGAGUGCGCCAGCUGUGGUGUGAUCUAUCGCAGCAGGCAGUACUGGUUGGGAAACCAAGACCCUGAGAGCGGUGUUGUGAGAUCUGAGGUCAAACAUGUCUGGGAAGGGUCCGACACCUUCCGGACCAACCACCAGAACGCUGCCCAGAGGGUCCUGGAUGGGAUGAACUACGUGAUCCAGUCCGUCUCGGAGUACGGCACCGGCCCCACGAAAGCCGUCACAGCCUGGCUCACCGACCAGGUGGCCCCUCCAUACUGGAGACCCAACACAGAGAUCACGGCCUGUCACGGAUGUCAGAAGGUGUUCGAGGAGGCCGAGAGGAAGCAUCACUGUCGAUCAUGUGGCGAGGGAUUCUGCCACCCCUGCUCAAGCCACAGGAUGCCCGUGCCAGAGCGGGGCUGGGGGAGCAGUCCUGUGAGAGUGUGUAAGGCCUGCUACCGGCAGGGAGGUCCACCUGACAGCAGCACUGAAGUGUCUAAGGUGGAGCCUCGAGGUCUGAUAGCUCGCAAGGUGACAGAGGUGGCCCAGUCCACACUGGACAUGGUAACUACGGCCGUGGACUAUCCUCUCUGUUUUGUGAAGGACGUGGCUCGGCCAGACUACUGGGUCCCGGACCAGAACAUCACCCAGUGCCACCAGUGCUCCAAGACGUUUACUCCGGCCAUGUCCAAGCACCACUGCAGGGCCUGUGGGCAGGGCGUGUGCGGCGCCUGCUCCACGCACAACAAGCCCGUGCCCUCCCGAGGCUGGGACCACCCGGUCAGAGUGUGUGACAGCUGCCACGCCCGCACAGACAGCCUGUGA
Menidia menidia (Atlantic silverside) is the source of this 1074-nucleotide messenger RNA. Lineage: Eukaryota; Metazoa; Chordata; Actinopteri; Atheriniformes; Atherinopsidae. The record is from the annotation of a GenBank genome assembly.